Messenger RNA from Eruca vesicaria subsp. sativa (arugula), 312 nucleotides. Lineage: Eukaryota; Viridiplantae; Streptophyta; Magnoliopsida; Brassicales; Brassicaceae. The record is from the annotation of a GenBank genome assembly.
AUGGCGAGCACUGUGAUGACUACACUGCCUCAGUUUAAUGGUCUUCGAGCCAGCAAAAUAUCUGCAGCUCCUGUUAAAGGCCUGAUAAUGGUAACGUCGACGACACUGAUGUUGUUCGCGGAGAGAUUCGGACUUGCACCAUCAGCCAAUAGGAAAGCAACGGCUGGACUUAAGCUGGAGGCACGUGACUCGGGUCUACAAACGGGUGACCCAGCCGGGUUCACGCUGGCUGACACGUUGGCUUGUGGCACCGUUGGUCAUAUCAUCGGAGUCGGAGUUGUCCUUGGCCUCAAAAACAUCGGUGCUAUUUAA